Molecule: messenger RNA, 249 nt
Organism: Cladophialophora yegresii CBS 114405
Lineage: Eukaryota; Fungi; Ascomycota; Eurotiomycetes; Chaetothyriales; Herpotrichiellaceae
Exons: 2
Coding region: 64-249 (61 amino acids)
Cellular component (GO): endoplasmic reticulum
Source: RefSeq, a predicted model, not a curated record
CAGGCCCAAACUCCCGCACAACGCCGCGCCAAUGAAAAACACGCCAAAGGCGUGGAGCGCCGCAUGGGGAAGCCCGAGUCCGCCAUCAAGAAGAAGGAGGUCAAGAAGAGCCCUGUCGGAAUUGCUGCCGUCGUGCUGCUCAUUUUCGUGAUCAUUGCGCCGUUAUUGAUCGAGCAGUUAAAGGUGCUUCCCUAUAUGUGGAAUUUGAUCAUGGACAUGUUGGCGAAGAUUGGCUUGGUUUCACGAUGA